AUGGAUGCAGGACGGAAAAUCUCAAGCGACAGCCUCUAUGGAGCACCAUCAACACCACAUCCUCUCCUGUAUGCAGACGAUGUGGUGUUGAUGGCAGAAAACAGAAAAGAACGUGAAGAAAAAACACAGAGAUGGAAGGACCAAUUAGGAUCGUAUGGCUUAAAGCUCAACACAAAGAAGACAGAAUAUAUGGAAGUGGGAGGUCAAACUUCAGAAAGCAUAUACAUCGAUGAGAAGCCAAUCAAGAAAGCGAGUACAUUCACCUAG
This is a messenger RNA of Strongylus vulgaris, 267 nucleotides long. NCBI's taxonomy places the organism in Eukaryota, Metazoa, Nematoda, Chromadorea, Rhabditida, Strongylidae. The record is from the annotation of a GenBank genome assembly.